Molecule: messenger RNA, 12708 nt
Organism: Cinara cedri
Lineage: Eukaryota; Metazoa; Arthropoda; Insecta; Hemiptera; Aphididae
Source: the annotation of a GenBank genome assembly
CUCAGGACCAUGUCCGGCACGGCUUUGAUGUACAUGUUAGCCAAUAUGUUUUUGACGCAACUGUUUUACGUGGUCGGCGUCGGAGGAGUCCAGGUAAAAACUAUUGUAUAUGAGAACGUAAUACCCCUUUCCUCACCAAAAUUCGUUUGAAAAACUUUUUCACGAGAAACUCUAUACCAGUGGCGGCGCGAUAGAGUUAUGAAAUACUCUAUCGCGAUGGCCUCAUAACCAUUUGGGUGGUGGUACCCCUCGGCUAAAAUUAUGAAUUAUUGCCAACUGAUAGUUUAUUAUUAUUAUUUUUUAUUUUAAUACGGGAUUUACCCAAUUACAUGUUUUAAUAUAAACGAAACAUAUAUAACACAUAUAAGAACAUUAAUUAGCCCAACAGAGUUGAUGGUUCCUUAUUUGCUAUUCUCAUCAUUCUAUCAGCAAAAAAAGGAAGCGACAGUUAACAAUAUGAAUAUCAUUAAUAAAUAGUGCAAAUAACAAGGGGGAGACUUUUACUUAAUACUUUAUCGUUUAAAUAUAGGUUUAUUGUUAUUCAUAUAAAGUAAAUAUAUAAUUAUUAUUUAUAUUAAGUUAAUAUUUUAUAUUUCACUAAUUUACUUUAACUUUUAUUUAUUAAAUAUUCAGUGUUAAGGAAACCAGCAAACAUUUAAAUAAACCUAAUUUUUACGAAGAAGAUGAAAUUAAAUUUAUGAUUUUUUAAUUGUAUAAAUUAAUGUUUGAAAAAAAAUCCUACAGACUCCUAUGUUUUUUUUAUAUGGCUCAUCAUUUUGGUCAUUAGUCCGGUGUUGUCUUGUAUUGAUGGAUAGCAAAAUAAAAAUAGUUAUAAUGUAUUAUUAAAAUAUAUGAAGUGUCCGAGUUUAUUAAUAAAAUAUAAAAUCAUCAUGUCAUAAAUUAUAUAUUUGUGGAAUGGUAAAUUGGUGAAGAUGGGGGGCUUCGACUCUGCCCAAUAACACUUAGGAGGUGGUGAUCAAUCUUUAACAUCUACAUUUGCCCCAUAAAAUAUAAAAGUUAACUUCGCCACUGUUUUCAUAUACUAUUUCCAUAUUUAUAUUAAGGUUAAUAAUAUUUCACAGAACAUUAAGAACAACUUUAUUUGUGUCGUUCGUACACUUUUUUGUCGAAUUUUCUCUCAUUUAUUCAUCUUUUUCCCUGUUUGCAGGACACUUUUAAACUUAAGUGACCUCCCUGGACCAAAAGAGGGUAAACUCAGAUUUCUUAACUUGAUUUAAUUUUAUUCUAUUGCAUAUAAUAUAAUUUAGUCACUCAUUGAUGCAGAUAGCCAACCUGCUGAUCCCACAAUUUUUUAACUUAAUGAAAACUGCCUAAACGCAUCCUUUAAAAUACGGACGGUAGGUAGAACAUCAGCUUAAUUUUUAUAGCAACAGUGGUUGUGGGUAUUGUCUCUAAUUACCAAUUUUAGAAUUUUUUUUUCUUUCUAAGUUUUGUAAACAAAAUUGUAUUGAUUGUUUUUUAUUAAUUUAAUUUUUUCAUUAACUAAUAUUGAUUCAACUAUAGAUUAAUUUUCUCAAAUACAUUAUAAAUUCGAUUCUUUGUUCACAGUAAAUUUGCGUAUAAAGAUCCGUUAAGCAGCGAACCGAAAACAAACGAUAGUUUGGGUGCGUUUUUUUUUUUUUUUUUUAUCAUAAUUAGAAUUUUCCGUUCAAAUCCAGUUGUAAAACAAAGAAAAUUAACUCGUUUUAAAAAUAUUUUAUUGAUUUUUAAACUUAAAAAUCUAGCUGUACAUAACUAAAGCCAAUAAUUGUCUAAACGUAUUAUUAAGUCGGGAAAACGCGAUUUUCUCGGUGAGCCCCUGUUCACACGUAAUGAUGGGAGUCUCCGCCUCUGGUUUUGAGACCUUAUUUUAAGUUAGACUUUUUUCUUUUUAUUUAAAUUUGCUUUUCAUUUAGGGCUGGCUUUUAAAUUCGUAUGUUCCCAACAACAAGAAAGAUCCUACUGUUCGUCAUCUUGAACAUACCAGACAAUCUAUGCAACCAUGUAUUCAAGAUAAAUUUUUGGGAGGGGAGAGGUUUACAAUAUUUUGAAUACAUUAACUUGUAGUUAGUUUUUGUUAUAUUAUAAACAUUUACCUAUUUUAAAAAUGUUGGGGUCGUUUGAACCCCAAACCCUCCUUCCCUGUAUACGGGCUUGAAUCUAUGAAAUAUUUUUUUUCCAUUCCGUCAAUCGAACACUUCACUCAAACUAUGGACCUUAUAACCUGCCCCUAUAUUGUAACAUAAUAUUAUAUAAUACAAUAAAACGUGACUUUAACGGUUACUUACACCGCGGUGCUUUCAGUAUCCAUUAAACGAACCGAUAAUAACUUCCAAGACAUUCUUAUUAUGAUUUAUACGUUAAACAUGCAUUUUUAUCUUACAUAAAUAUUCGUUAUUUAACCGUGUUAAGUUGAUUAAAUGUUAAAAACAGUACCUAGAUUCUUUUAUAGCGUGGUUGCGAAGAAACUACAUUGAUUUCACAAUAGUUCCUUAUUUUUCGUAUUUUCUUCCGCCUUUUUUUUUUUUUUUUUUUUUUUUUGUGGUUUGUAUUUUGUUUUUUCUUUCGCCCUAUUUUUUGUCUACGUCCGCGUUUUUAGAUAUAGAAAAAGCGCAUUGAAAAUAUCAUUACACUACAGCGUCUCUAUAUAUCGAUUGUAAAUUAAAACACAAAGUGAACUUUAAACGGCCGGUCAUUCGUACAAUUUCCCAAGAAUUUUCAAUACAUGAAAACAAUAAAAUAAUUUGAAUAUCAAUAUUUGAUUUUUCUGCCAAUAAUUUCAAACAGAUUUGAGUUUUUUACGAUCUUCAAACCGAUAUUAUUUAUUCCGGGCAAUUUUUAUUGUUACAAUAUAAUAUAUCGUUUUGAAUCGUAAAAUACUGUAUAGUUUGUGUCGAGGUUGACCACGUAUCUCAAUUUUUUUUUCGUCGCCAUUUUCGCGUGGGCGUGCUACUGACAUCAAUUAUUAUAUUAUAGGUCAGAAGUUUACGUUAAUUAAUUAAUUUAACAGUAAUAAUAAUUAUUAUUAUCUAUAUUACAUACACUACAGGAAUAUGAUUCUGAAGGCAAGAUAAUUAUACACGAAUUUUAAAUAUUAUACAGGUGACCUAACGUGUUUGACGUAUUUUUCGGGAACUGUUAAUAAUUAAUUUGUUUUCAAUUUACUUUUCUUUGAGAAAGACGUUUAUUUAGAAAAAAAUUAAAUAUUUAUUUUCGUCCCCUAAUUUUAAAAUAAAAAAAAAAAUUAUAACUUUAUUUAAUUAGUUCACAAAAUUUUCAAAAUUGCAAUUUUGUAAAAUAUAUUGUUCAAAAUAUUGUAAUGUAUCAUAUAUAUUCAUAGGUAUAGAUUUACAUAGUUUUUUAAAAACAGCCGUUUGACGAGAUUGCCGCGUAACGCAAAAGGGAAUAACUUGGUUUAUUUUGUUGUAAAAUAAUAGAUUUUUACAGAAUUAAUCGAAAAUUAAAUUUAGUAAAUGAAUACUUAGUUAUAAUUAUUAUAAUUUUUUUUCUUUUUUAGCGAUUAUGCGAUGAAAAUAAAAAUUUAAUUUUUCUCUAAACAGAGACCCACCCAGUCCUAAAAGAACAGCAUGUUGAAAAAAAAAUUGAAAAAAAUAAAUACACUCAGAAUUUUUUUUCGUUAGUAAUGGUUGCUUACAGGUAUAUAUUACAUUAUUUACAACAAUGGCUCCACCAGUCCCCAUUAUUCUAGGAUGGAUUUUUUUUUUUUUAUUAUUUAAUUAAUUUGGUUGUAGUAUGGCAUAUAAUUAAAUUAUGUAGAUAAUUGUUUUAGAUUCUGAGUAGAGUAGAGAAUUUUAUGGUUUUACAAAGAUAUUUUUUUUUUCUGUGAACAACAUUUCUACCAAAAAUUUUGGUCAAACUUAUAAUUAAAUCAAUUUUUCUAAAAGGAAAUUUCUCUGGGAAGGUAGCUUUAAAGAGGUUAUUUUUUUAAUUUUCUCAACUAAUGAGAAAAACAAAAAAAAAAAAAAAAAAAAAAAAAAACAGGAAAACGGGAAAAUAUAAGAAAUGUAGGUAUUAGCUAAAAAUAUUAUAUUUUUUUAGAUUCCGAGCGUAGCGACGGAGAUUUGGUUUUACAAUGUUGUUUAUUGCUUUUUUUUUUUUUUUUGUUCUAGUCUGUGGACACGUUUUUUCUUAGUAAACUUGAUCUGAUCUUUACGAACUACAACUGUUCUGAAAGCUCAAGUUGUCUAGAUUUAACUUUAGAAAGAUUAAUUUUUUGAUUUUCAACACUUUUUUUUAAAUAAAAACUCUUAAAUGGGAAAAAACGUAGAAAAACGUACAAUUUCACGAUUGUGUUAUUUUAUAAAAACAGGGACGACGUUUUCUACGAGAAAAAAUUAUUUAAUCGAAAAUCACAAAAUACUUUUUUUGUUGUCUUUUUGAUUUACUUGCUUACAACAUCAUUGCCAAAACUUUUGAGCCACUUUUGCUUUGAGCUCUUAUUAGAGCUUUUGCAUUAAUAUUAGAGCUUAUGCUAUUGCAUACCAUAUUGUAUUACAACUAUUGGCAAAAUGGCCGAAAAAUUUCUUUGAGAGUUUAGUAUAUUAUUUAGCACACAAAAGUGAAACCUAACAAAUGAAAAAAAGGGAAUAAUAAUUUCUAUUCCUAAACCCGAAAAAGGAAUACUUUCCACUGAAUGAUACAGACUUAGCACACUUCUAAAUACAAUGUCAACAAUUAUGAAAAAAAUCAUAAAUAAAAAUCUAAUAUAUUAUGUUAUGGAAAAAAAGGAAAUAUUAUCCACUUAAUAUUAAAUAUUUAAAUAAUAAAUAUAUACAAUACAUCAUAUUUACCAUUUACAUUACAAGUUAAUAUCUUCUCCCUAUAAACUAAGCUUGUGUCGGUAGGAGAGAGUAUAUUAUAACAAAAAUUAUAUUUAUAAUUACAAGUUACAUUAAGAACUGUUAAAUUAUAAGAUAAGAAUAGAAUAUAUCAAAAUACAGUCAUGAAAAAAUCACAAUAACCCUUACAACAAGUAGAAUGAGACAUCAAUCAAACAAUCGCAUAUAUAGUUUUUUUAACCUUAGUUUUAAUUCAAUAUUAUUUUCUAUUAGUUUAAUCUCCGUAGGUAGUUGGUUUUAUACUUUAAUACCUUUAGUGAUAAAAUAAUUGGCCAUUAAUUUUGUUUAAUUAAUUACCACCAUUUUCUCCCUUUGUUUUAUACAUACUGUUGAUCUCAAAUUCUUUUCUAUACAUUUGUAUUUUCAUUACUGACAAUUUAUCGUAUAAUUGAUCAAUUGUUAAUGUUUUUAGUUUUUGAAAUAAAUCGUCUGUACUAAAAUUUCGAUUUAUAUAAUAAUUUUUUAUUAAAACUCUAAUGAGCAUCCUGUGAAUUAUAUUUAAUCACACUUUUAUAUGCUAAACCCCGUACAUAUAAUCCAUACAUUAAUAUAGCUUGGCAUAGAACCAAAUGAACCAUUUAUAGAAUAAGAAUAUUAAGAAUAUACCUUAGCUCUUUAAAAAUAUAAAAACAUUUCCUUAUUCGAGUAAUAAUCAUCAUUUCUAUAUGACAUUUCCGUUUUAAGUACUCAUCAUAAAUUACACCUAAGUAUUUGGUUGAACUCACUUUAGAUAUAAUCCUACAAUUAUUACCACAUUAACCUGUUAUAUUUUAGAUUCUGAGUGUAGUGAAGAAUGUAUUGGUUUUACUAAAAUGUUUAUUUUUUCUUUUUUAUUCUGUGUACAAAAAUUCGACCAUAAAUCUUGCUCUCAGAUAUGGCCUCAUAUUGACAUCAUUUCUGAAAGGGAAUGUUAUUUAGAUAGUACCUUUGGGAGGUCAUUUUUUGAUUUUCCAAGCGGUUUUCAUAAUAUCUGAGAAAAACGUAAGAAAAACGGGAAAUGCACGAAAUUAAUGCUUUUAUUAUUUUAUCAAUUUUGUUAUUUGUCGUAAUUCAGUUAAAAAUAUUCGUAGAGACUUGACAUUUGGACAGAAAACAUAUUUGCCUUUUCUAGACGUGACGAUUGAUGGGAUGAUAACAACUUUGACUUUUCGAUUAUUUAACGGUACACCAAAAAUAAAUGAAACACAACACAGAGUGAUCACUAGAAAUAAACUUGACAUUGUCAAAUAGCAUGACACUUCUCAGUUGACCGCCAUGCAACAACUGACCAGCCACCGGAAACCGCAAAUCGUUAGUUUCGUCAGUCGAAGAUUUUGCUGUUCAAAUGUUUCUUGCCAUUGGCUAUGUCGAUAGUCGCGCCUGUUAAAUUGCGAUCCUUGGUAAAUUUUUCGCACAGGCAGUGUUUACGUUUUGAUCACGUAACAAACGAUGUGCGCUGUUAAAUAUAUUCUCAUGUACCGUCAAAAUAAAUUUUAUUCUAUUAUUUUAACAUCAUGUUAUAGAAUAUAUUUUUAUUAGAUAGGGACAAUAUUUUAUUUCUUCAUCGUGGGCGUACUCACAGAGGGGGGAGUCAUGGCGUUUAAUCUCCCCCUCAAUGGCCGUAUUUUUUUUUACAUUCAAUUCGUAUUAUAUUUAUAAAGAAUGUGAAUAUUUAUUGUUUCAUCUUAUAAUUAAUUGUAAAUAUUAAUUAUUAUUAAAACCUAACUAAAUAUAUUUUUUCACAAAAAAACUAUUAUAAUAAUUUACUAAUUAUACUAUAAAUAGUGAUAGCUCAUUAAUUUUAAGUUCCAAGCGAAACAAGAAUGUAUUGGUUUUACAUAGAUGUUUAUUUUUUAUUUUUCUAUACAGUGUACGAAAAUUCUACCAGAAAGCUUACUCUGAUGUAUGCGAUAUAUAUCCUUUUCUGAAAGGAAAUUUUCUUGAGUUGGCACUUUAAGCAGGUCAUUUUUUAAUUUACCCAGGAGUUUUCUCAUCAACUGUGAAAAUUCGAAAAAAAUAAAGGAAAAACGGGAAAAUGUACGAAAUAUAUUAGUAUAAAAUAUUACGAUUUUUUUUCUGCGAACAACUUUUCUACCAGCCAUUUUGCUCCGAUUUACAAUGAUAGCAAUUUGUCUGAAAGGAAAUCUGACUGGGGAAGUACCUUAAGGAAGACAUUUUUCGAUUUUCUCAAGUUUUCCCAGCAAAUGUGAAAAACCGGGAAAAAACAUGAAAAAACAAAAGAAAAACGGGAAAAUUAGAUUAUUAUUAAAUAAAUAUUAUUAAAGAAAAUAUAUAAUACCUAUUUAGUUAUUCAAUAAUUUACCAUAAUAUGACAUACGAGGGUUGUCCCAAAAAUUAAUGCACAAUUUGCUCUGAAUAAAUAAGUUUUUAUUUUAAACUAAAUACAAUAUUAUAGACCUUCGAUAUAAUCUCCCUGCUUGUCUAUACACGAUUGCCAUCGUUUCGGGAGCGCUUGAAUGCCGCAUAGGACGUCAUCUUUGUCGAGUUCACGGAUCCUUCGGCUCACUUCUUCAUUUAGUAUAUCUAAGUUGGGAAAACGGAUCACUCUAAGUGGUUCCUCCAGUUUUGGAAAUAAAUCAAAGUCCGGGGGACUUAAAUCCGGUGAAUACGGUGGGUGUUUGAGGCGUUCCCAACCAUAUUUCUCCAAAAGAGCGACGACUGGUGCUCCGAUAUGUGGCCGCGCAUUAUCGUGCAAUAUGGACACACCAUUUUGUAACAUUCCUAGUCGCUUUUUACGGAAUUCUGGUCGCAAUUUUUUGGCAAGGAAUGUUUUGUAGUAAUUUUCGGUUACACUACUGCCAAUUGGAACUCGAUCAGUGACAAUUAUCCCAAGUUUAUCGCAAGCAAAAAUCAUCAUUUGUUUCACCUUUGUUUGCUAGCGACGAACUUUUUUUGCUCUUGGUGAUGUUAUUCCCUUCCAAAUAUUGCUUUGAGAUUUUAAUUCCGGCUCAAAAUCACGGAUCCAAGUCUCAUCUAUUGCAAUUAUACGAUCAAGAAACGUUUCUUUUUCAUUUUCGUAGCGAGAAAGGAGUUCACGGCAGAUGUCUUUGCGUGUAUCCUUCUGUUCCGGUGACAGAAAAUGAGGCACCCAACGUGCUNCCGACGAAUUGUUCUCACUUUCGUUAUCGCUCUCACACAUCAUCAUACUUUACUAAAACAACUAAAACUGAAAACGCACGUGUUCGUUAGACUUCAAGCUACAAACUGAUACUAAAAUCAGCUGAUAAUAUCACAUUGCAAGACAGCUAGAGCGCGCUGUGCAUUACUUUUGGGACAACCCUCGUAUAUUUUUGACAAAGCAUCAAUAUUAACUGAACUCCGCUCAGAAUCGUUUUUUCGUAAGCAAUCGUCGCAAUCGUUGCUUACGAAUAUACAUUGAAUUCUCUUUUGUAUCCUACCUUCCCAACUUCCCACCUACAACAGUGGCUACACCCACGUGCAAAGUAUGUCCGUCUUUUUCUUAUUUUAGACGUUUUUUAUAUAAAUAAUAAUAUGUUUUUAAUUGCAUGAGUGCAUUGAGUGUUUCGCGUUUUUUACAGCUACAAUAUGUCAUCUCGGCACUGAAUUUACAACGGCGUGGCCGCAGCCCGCGUUAUUAUAGCGUAAUAAUAAAAAUACAUUAUUACGUUUACAGGAAGACAACCUCUGUUUGUGUUUGGCGUUCGGUAUACACUACCUCCGUUUGGCCGUUGUCAGUUGGCUGUGCGUGAUGACGUACGACAUGCUAAUCACAUUCCGCAACAACGUGAACCUCAACCCUCGACCGGAACCGGUGAACGUUCUCAUAUCGAGGUUCGUCAAGUACAGUUUGUUCGCUUGGGGCGUACCGUCACUGUCGGUGAUUUCGGCGAGCAUCAUGCGAGUGACCGUGAACCGCCAGGCCGUGGACAACUUGAACCCGUACAACUGUUGGUCAGUAUCGUAGUAGUGUUUAUUCUCAACGUUUAUUUCGUUAUUAAAAAAAAAAAAAAAAAAUAAAAACAUAUUGUUUAUCCGUGUCCGCCGCCAGAGCACGCAGGACUACUCCUCGGGAGCGUCCGGGAAUCGGGACACAAUAAUGAACAUUCUUUCUAAAUACAAUAUUUUAAAUUUUAAUCGAAUAAUACACGAGUAUAAUAUUUAUAAUAAGUACUUUACUAGAAACGACCGCGUGCCUUAUGAAAAUGAUACCAAACUGUCCUCCAAUAUUAAAUUGUGCAGAGUUAUCAGGGUUUUCAAUAGUGGUUAUCGGUUACAUUAAAAUUGAAAAUGUAGAUACAUUAAAAGCGAAUAAAACGAAUUUUAAUUCGAAAGAAUUAUAUUCGUAAUGAUUAGUAAAAUUACAUAAUACGAACAGGAGAAAAACACCAGAUUAGAAUUGAUGAUAUCUGCAUCACAUUAUUUAUUUAUUUUUUUAUUGUAUUAUUUUUUAAUAUUUGAAAAAAAAGAAAUGAUCUAUGUAUUUAUUUACUAUUUAUGACUUAUUUUAUUUUAUUUUUUUUUAAUGAUCAUCGCGAAUGAGAAAAAAAUUAAUAAUUGUUUUCUUCUUCUAUACCAUUUAGGUUCAUUGUCGCAACAACCACUUGUUACCAUUGAUUUCUUCCUUAGCCGGUUCUACUCCGUUCUCAAUUCCAAGUUCUUCUAGGUCCUUGGUUACUCUAUUCUUUCAACUUUGUCUGUGGUAUUCUCUUGGCCUUUUUUGAUUGGUAUCCAUUCUUUAACCUGUCCUAUUAUUCCUAUUACAUUUUAAAACACCAUUGAUUGCCGCUUCUUCGUACAGGCCUUAGAUAUCCUGAUUUGUCCUUAUCUCAUAUUCUCCUUCGUUUUUAAUAUUGGGUCGAAAUUUGAAUUGGUCCGAUUUUGUUGUGGCCCCCGCACCACAUGCAUAUAAGGCUACUGGUCUUACUGGAGCUAAUCGUGUACGGUGUUUCAGGUUUUUCGAGAAGACAAUCUAUAACGUUACGUUCGCAAUGCCGGCGCUGUGCCUGUUCGCCGCAAUCAUUGAUUCGCUGGUCCGCAGCUGGCUGACCGCCCGGGCCACCGUGGGCCUUCAGGUAGACAAAAAGACCCGGCUGAAAAUGCACCGGAAACGCACGCUGCAGCUGCACCUGUACGUGAAGAUCGCCGCGCUGCUGUUCGCGGUCAACGCGUUCGGAUACGUGGCCCGGAACGGUUCGCCCGCCGCCGACCCGGUCGCGUGGAUCGCGUACAACGUGGGCCACUCGCUGCAGGGCAUACUGGUUGCCCUGGCCGUCACGUGCAACUGUCAGGUGCUGAAGAUCUACACGCGAUCGUUCACCCGGCGUCGGCGGCGGCUGCGGCCGCGGAACGGCAGCGCCGCGGCGCUCGUCGACUGCAAACGCGACGGAGACAUCAGCGACACGACGUACCUGCAGAACCUCACGUGGGACCCGGUCCCGCUGCCCGUUUAGAUACAACCGCCGCGGAUCGCCGAGACUUGACGUGGCGGGGACGCGAGGCCGCCCUCUCCUCGUCGUCCUCCACUACCGCCGCCGAUCCGUCCACGAUCGCCGCCACGCCACCCGUCGACCCAACAUCGCUACACCCACCGUCCCGCAAGACCGCCGUCACCGUAUCACCUAAGCUUAUCUUAUCUAGCGCACGGUUUUACAUAACAAUGAUAUAUCGGUGUAACGUCAUCCGGUACGAACCGCACCGCGAUCGUCAUCAUUGUCGCGUAAUCAUUACAAACACAAUGUUAUAAUAUAGUUAUCAGCCGUUAUCCGUGUUAUUGUUACACGGCGUACACGAAUAACAAUAAACCCAAUACAAUUUUAAUAUUGUGCAUAGAUAGGUUUUUAAUAUUAGUAACCAUAAUAUUAUUACGUGCAGUGUUGAGACUCAAAAAUAGACACGCAUUCACGCGUCCGGACGGCUCCGAAGCUAGAAAAAUAUUAAUCGAACGGGUAUUCGAUGUGUUUUGUUUUUUUUUUUUUUUAGAAUGUUACCGUAUUCUCAAAUAAAUUGUACCCAAUCUAUAAAAACAUUCAAUGUGUUUAAUUGUUGUUGACAAUAUUCCAGCGUCGCCCAUCGUGUGUAUAGUGCAGGCGCGUGUAAUUUUGAUGUAGAAAUUGAAAAAAAAAAUACAUAUAAAAAUAGCGAACAAUAUCCAACACCGAAAAUCGCGCGUUAGUCUAUAAUUCUCGUAUUUUACCAUUAGGCAAAUUGUAAUUUGCAUACUUGUAUGUAACAUUUUAACAUACUAAUUAGGCGUUCGUAAAAUAAGACUAUCAAAUUUAGGUAUUUUUGUCCCACCCGGCCCGUGAAACCUUAAUUUUGAAAAUAUAUUUUACCUUUACUCUUGUCAAAAUGUAAAUUUUGUUACGUGCCCAAACAUUGGCGGCUAUCAUGCUAAAUAAUGAUGCAUCAAUUUUAAAGCCAUAAACCACCCAAUCACCCUAACAAAAAAUUUGUAUGGACUAUUAUGUAACUACUAUGUACAGUAGACAUUCAUAACACAAUUAUAUUAUUAUUUAAUCCUUUAAUAGUAUGACUUUAUACAAGUCAUGCAUCCACCACAAUCACCCACCCACCUGAUUUCAAAGGUGUAUCGACAGGUACACUUUUAGUAUGGGAUAGCCGCCACUGUGUCCGAAAGUUGAGUUAUUUAUAUAUUAUAAGAUAAAAGAUAAUUAUCUGGAUAAAAAAAAAUAUGUUAAAAAAAAAAAACUACUUGCACACAGUAGACAAUUUUCAAUAAACCGUGAAAUUAUACUUGGUGUUCGUAUUUACGCCCUUUACAUUUUACAUAAUUAUUUUGACCGUUAACAAUUUUUAUUUCUGUUAUAAUAUUCUCAAAAACAUUAAACAGUAAUUAAAAAAUAAAAAUAGACCUUUUUCAUCUAGAUAAAUUCCACUCGUAUAUUAUUUGAUCUGAGAUCUAGAUGAUUUUGGAGCAGUUGUCUUUUAUUUUUGUCUAGAUAAAUUUGUUUUGUAUUCGUCUCAACACUGCUUAUGUAUGACCUUGUAUUUAUAAGAAAACUCUCAUAGUUGUCUUAUACGCUUAAAAAAAAAGAUUACCUAUGAUUAAGUCGGUGGUGAAAAUGUAAACCUAUGUUAAUACACGUAUACAAUAUACACAUUAACAUAUUAAUAUUGUGUAUACAAAUUGCCAUAUUAUAGUCGAGAUUUUAAACAUAAUAAUUGUAUACGAUUAUGAAAUACAACUAAUUGGAUCUUCUGUUGUGUCCGUAGGCGCAAAUAUUGUUUUCAAAUACAUGCACAUCACUUUCUUAUUACGAGCAAAAGAAGCAGUGUAUUGAAAGCCAAAAAAUGUACAGUAAAAGAACAUAUUCCUACCAUAUCAAAUUUUUGGGAGAGCCGGUCCCCCUCCACUAACUCCCUCGUUAUCGUUGUCGUUAAUGAAGUUACUUCAUGUAUCGUUAAUAUCAUUUAUCAGCCUAUUUAUUAAUUAUGAUUUAUAAUACAUAUAAAUGUAUGAUAAUUAUAUCAAUACGAAUAAUAAUAUAUUACAGAAAAGAUGUUUUUCGUCACACAGAAAAGUUUAUGCAAAAUAAAAAUCUUACAACAUGUUAGGAACAUAUAUUUCCCUCACUCUCUCUUUCUCUCUCUCUCUCUCUCUCUCUUUCUAUCUCUGUUAUUUUGGCGAAAAAUGUACCCGUGUGUAAUACAGAAAAUCUAUAAAAUCUAUAAAAUGUAAAAUUGUAAUGUCAAACAUUUAUCUACAAUAUAUGCGUAAUAGAUACGUAUAUAGUACAACAAUUAAUAGUUGAAUUUUAAGUAUUAUUAUAAUUUUAUAUUUCAUGCAUGGUUUUUUGUUCUAAAAAAAAAAAAAACGUUAAUUUAUUAUAACGUUUAUAACAUACUGUACCUAUAUUAUAUGAUUAUG